CAUCAUCCAUUGUUGUCACAAAUGUUGUGUCCAAAUCCCUAAUCAGUGGGACUUCAGCUGCACCAACUACUUCAGCUGCACCAACUACUUCAACAAUUGCCACCUUGUUAACUACAACAGCCUCCCCAACUUCUGAGCCAAAAAUCUUGUUGGUGUUCAAAUUGUUGCAGAAUUUUACAGCACAGCUUUUAAACAAAUCUUCACCAGAAUUCAAAGGAUUGGAGAACAGAGUGUCCAUAGCUCUCAACCAAGUCUAUUUAAGUCAAUAUGGAGAUAACUUCAACAGAACUGUGAUCAACGGUUUCAGUCAAGGAUCCAUUGUAGUGGACGCUGAGCUGAUAUUCAAUGAUGCCAGCUCACUGCCAAGUGCCAGUUCUGUGGCUGACACUUUGGUGUCUGCUGCUUCUAGCUCCAAUUUCUCUCUCAGCGUCAACACAUCAUCCAUUGUUGUAACAGCUGUGUUGGCACCAACUCAAACCACUGCCACAACGCUGUAUUCAACGUCGAUUACCUCACUGAGGAGUUCAACUUCAGCUGUCAAAGAGACCAUAUCUGCAUCUUCUUCAUCUUCUCCAACUGAAACUUCUACUCUAGUUUCCCCAAGUCAAGAACCAACUAGUACAACAGUCCCAGCAGUCAACACAUCUUCUUUCCCAACCUUUAACACUUCAGUGCCAUUGGGUUCAACUCUAUCACCUACCACUUCAAUGUUACCAACACUUAAAACAACAGCAGCAAAGGAAGAGAGUACGGCAAAAACCACAUUAAAUCAGCAGGCGACAUCACAGCUAGUCAAUAAUACUGUUUCAGCAGAUGUCACUUCACCACCUGUUAAAACCACUGCAGCACAAGGCGUCCUAUCAUCAGUAGCACUCAAAACUACCUUACCAACGCCCAAGUCAACUUCAUCGGCCAUAACAACUCCAAAAGAAACACCACUUAUCAAUGAUACCUCAUCAGCAGCAACUACAGUUACAACAACUACUGCCUUGGAAAAGACCACUACAGCUGUGCCUGUUUCAGAGGCAACAGUCAAGUUGGAAUUUAAAAUGCUACAAAAUUUUACAACAGAAUUGGGAAAUGAAUCAUCAACACAAUUUAAGACUUUGUCGGACAAAGUAACAACUGCGCUUGACAACGUCUACUCAAAGGAAUAUGGUGAACGAUUUAGUCGAUCUGUUGUCAAUUCUUUCAGUGAAGGUUCAGUUGUGGUAGACGCUGAGCUUAUAUUCAGCAAUGCCAGCUCAGUACCAGAAACAAGCGCUUUGGUCCGAGUUCUGGUGGAUGCAGUGUCCAACAGUUCCAACUUCUCCCUUUCAGUUGAUCCAAACAGCAUUGUUGUGAAAGGUACAUCAACAACCACACCAUCAGCUCCUACCACUACAACUCUUCAUCAAACUACUGCCGCAAAUGCUACAGUGACUCCAUCUAAUGCUCUUCGUACUACAGCUGCCUCCCCUGCUGUUGCCACUGAUGCACCUUCUAGUACAACAGCUGCCCCUACCACAGAACAAGCUGCUAUGACAACAUUAACUACAGAAACCACAACCAUUGCUUCAACAGAUCCACCUUCAUCCAGUGAGGGCACACUGGGUCUUCAGUUUAAGCUUAACCAAACGUUUACAUCGGAUCUCUCUAACUCAUCGUCUAUAGCAUAUAAGACUCUGUCCAUAACAGUGACCUCUGAGGUCAACAAAGUUUGUCAGAGAGUCUUUCCAUCAACUUUCCGUCGAUCAAUUGUUGAUAUGUUCACGAGAGGUUCGGUGGUUGUUGACAUGACGCUUGUUUUUAAAGAUAAGUCCUCAGUUCCUUCAGCAAGCAGCACAACCGCACAACUCAGCAGUGGACUCGCAAGCAGCUCUACAUCCCUGAACAUUGUAUCAGGCAGUGUUGUUGCAUAUACGUCAACAUCGAAUAGUCCUCCUCGCCCUACAGUGGCCCUCCUGGCAGUCUUAUCUCUAUCACUGGCAGCUGUGACAUAUAUGCUAACCAGACCAUAGCUGGAUCCCAAGACUAGCACUUACUGGAUGAAUGGCAGUAUUAGUGGUAGUGGUAUUAAGGGUUGCAGCUGGAGACCUAAACAAAAUGACAUUAUGCAGUUUUGUAAGAACUGGUGUUUCUUCCCAUUGAAUAUUCAGAUUUUUUAUAAUAUGAUCUUCUAACAUCCAGUGCGUAUUGAAUGAACCUGAAAUUAGGGAACCCUUUUUUUUAUUUGAUAAAAAUACAGAUCCAAGCCAUUAAACUGCUUGUGCAGAGUUCUUUACCUAUGCUUUCCUCACCUGUGUGACAGUUGAAGUAAAACAUCAUGCCCAUUAUAACUCAAUAAAGUUGAUACCAAUCAGUUGAACAAUGCCUAGAUCGCAACCAAUAUCUGAUAUCAGAUCAGGACAUGUCUAUUUAAACCAGUUCAUAAAUGUAUUUAAAAUUCUUCUAGUAUAUACUAUCAAUGUAAAAAGAUGCAUUCAGUAAUUCAGUUGUUGUCUUGCAGACUUGAAAUCGCCUGUUUUGUAAGGUUAGGACAAAUUGUAACAUGUGACAGAUUGCUGUGAGCCUUUCAGUAUAUACUGAAAUAUUAUGUUAUCCUUGUUAAGACCUCUCCACAUUGAUUUCACUAAUCGUCUGGUGUUUACUGUAAUAGUAUGGCUUACCUGCUGCUGUUAUAAGCCAGUGCAGAGACUAAUAUCAUCAGGUAGACCUUUGCUGCCUUCUCCUACAUCAGGACCUGAUGCUGCUGAAGACUUCACUUUUGCUGUGAACCUCUAAACCUCUAAACUCCUUGCUACAGAAUCAGUCAAACCUUUUUCACCACUUCUCAGAGCUUUUUGAAAAAUAAUAAAAUGUCCCACAUGUCUUAUUUGUUUUAUUAUUUGUAUUUUUUAUCUUCUUUUUUUCAUGGCAAUUUGAGGUUUUAACUUAUGCUAUAUCUACAUUGGUUUCAGUCAUGUGAUAUUGUGUGCUUCAUUGCAGUCCUGAAAUGUUUUGGCCCAGAUCAACUGUAUAAAAACUUUUUAUAUCUUAUUACUUAUUUUCA
Molecule: messenger RNA, 3031 nt
Organism: Notolabrus celidotus (New Zealand spotty)
Lineage: Eukaryota; Metazoa; Chordata; Actinopteri; Labriformes; Labridae
Exons: 11
Coding region: 708-2000 (430 amino acids)
Source: RefSeq, a predicted model, not a curated record